GAGGCGGGUCUAGGCUCGGUGUAAAUCGGUGCGGAGUUCAGUCGCGGCCUGGCAGGUUCGGGGAGGAAGAGAAAAAGGAAGGCUUUGUCAUGGCUGCUCUGAGAGCCUGUCGGGUUGGGCGAAGCAUUGUUGCUUGUGGCUUGAGAGCACAAUCCAGUCAUGCUACUGCAACAUCACCAAAAAGCAAAUCGGCUGCUGGUUAUAGCUUUGAACUUACUGAUGAACAGAAGGAAUUUCAAGCUACAGCUCGUAAAUUUGCUAGAGAAGAAAUCAUACCUGUUGCUUCUCACUAUGAUGUAACUGGAGAGUAUCCUGUUCCUCUCAUUAAAAGGGCAUGGGAGCUUGGCUUGAUGAAUACACACAUACCAGAAAGUUCUGGUGGUCUUGGCCUUGGCACUUUUGAUGCCUGCCUUAUUACUGAAGAAUUGGCUUAUGGAUGUACAGGAGUUCAAACAGCUAUUGAGGCAAAUUCCCUAGGUCAAAUGCCAGUUAUAAUUGGGGGAAAUGAGCAACAGCAGAAAAAAUAUUUAGGAAGAAUGACUGAAGAGCCCAUAAUGUGUGCAUAUUGUGUAACAGAACCUGGUGCAGGCUCUGAUGUAGCAAGUAUAAAGACAAGAGCUGAAAAGAAAGGAGAUGAAUAUAUUAUUAAUGGACAAAAAAUGUGGAUCACCAAUGGUGGCAAAGCUAAUUGGUAUUUUUUAUUGGCACGUUCCAAUCCUGAUCCAAAAGCUCCAGCAAGUAAAGCUUUUACUGGAUUUAUUGUGGAAGCUGACAGCCCUGGAAUUCAGAUUGGAAGAAAGGAGCUUAACAUGGGCCAGCGCUGUUCAGAUACGAGAGGGAUUGUUUUUGAGGAUGUAAGAGUACCCAAAGAAAACGUACUUAUUGGUGAAGGAGCUGGCUUUAAAAUUGCCAUGGGAGCUUUUGAUAAAACAAGACCUCCGGUAGCAGCUGGUGCUGUUGGAUUAGCACAGAGAGCUUUGGAUGAAGCCACAAAAUAUGCUAUGGAAAGAAAAACAUUUGGGAAGGCCAUUGCAGAGCACCAAGCAGUGUCCUUCAUGUUAGCUGAAAUGGCACUGAAAGUGGAACUGUCUCGCCUGGCCUACCAGAGGGCAGCAUGGGAGGUAGAUGUUGGUCGUAGAAAUACCUAUUAUGCCUCCAUAGCCAAGGCAUAUGCGGGAGACAUUGCAAAUCAAGUAGCUGCUGAUGCUGUCCAAAUUUUUGGAGGAAAUGGAUUCAAUAGUGAAUAUCCAGUAGAAAAACUAAUGAGAGAUGCAAAAAUAUACCAGAUUUAUGAAGGAACAGCUCAAAUUCAGAGAAUAAUUAUAGUUCGUGAACAUAUUGGCAAGUUUAAAGCUUGAGAAUGUCCCUGAUGUACAUUAGCUUGAUUUACAAAUGUUGGGCUUUUUUUCUCUGGUGCUUUACUUUUAAUAUUGGACAAAAAUGGCAUCAACAAUGGUAUUGUCAAAACCUAAUACAUGAAAAAGCUAGUCACUUAAUUUCUAGAACUAUCCAAGAGUUUUCACAUUUUUGUUCAGCUUUAUCAUGACAUGGUUAUCUCUGUUCUUUGAAAUCUCUAUAGUGUAUUUAAAGUGCCUUGGAUUUUUGUAAUUGAACAGGUCACUGACAUAAAUUAGAUGAAGAAUUUCAUACCAAAUUGAAGUCUGGAAGCCAUGUGUAAAUUAGAUGUUGUUAGAUCUGCAUUGCAGCAUUACUACGUAUUACAUAUUGACUAGAUUAAAAUAUUUUUCUAGAUAAAUUAGUUUUAUUGCCUGCAGUUGGAUUCAUAAAGGCUAUAGAAGUUAUUUUUGUUUUACAGAGCAGAAUGAAAUUUAAUGAAAGUUCCUUGCUGAAAGAUGCAAAAAAAAAUCUGUCCCAAUUUCCUUUCCCAUGCCUUAACUCCACUGUUUGGAGUCUACUUCAAUUCCCUGGGAUAAAUUUUUGAGGAUGUUGUAAAAGAAGAAGACAGAUAAUGGUGCCUUAAAUGUUAUGGUAUUCCUUGACAGAUAUUCCUUGAUCUAUGACCAUUCAAUCAACAAUUCCAAGUUACAGUGCCAGGUAACGAAUGGUGGUUACAACUAGUUCUUGGAGUUUUGGUCAUCCUAGCACCCUGCUAGUCACGUGAUUACAAUCUGGGUGCUUGACAAGCAAUUCACACUUACAGCCAGUUGACAUGCAACCCACAAUCAUGAUUGCCACUUGCAAUCUUUCUUGCUGGCUUCCCCAGGCCAAUGGGGAAGCUAGAAGGAAAGAUUGCAAGUUGCUGAGCUAAGUGUUUCUUAUCACACAGUCUUCCAGCCUCUCUGCACUCACUUCGCAUUAUCCACUCACCCUCUGAUUCAUACCCCUGUGAACACCCCCUGACCUGCAUGACACUUUGUGCACUCUCACCAACCCUCAUGGUACCUCUCACAUACUGUUCCUGACCCAUGCAACAUCCUAACCCCCUCACAUCAAAUCAUUUGAGAACACAAACUCCUGUCACAAUUGCUGUUGCAAGGACUAUCUAUACCAGGGAUGUCAAACAGGCUGCAGGCCAGAUGCAUUAUGCGCUGGCCACGCCCACCCCAUUUUAUCCAAAGGGGGCGGGAAGUUGCGAUAUGUCACGUGACAACGUGAGUUUGACAUCCCUGAUCUAUACUCAAAUAUGAUAAAAGAUAGUCAUGCAAUGCAAUUUUCCCCUAAUAAUUUUAUUACAUUUUUUUUUUUAAUUUGAUUUAUAUGCCGCCCUUCUCCGGAGACUCAGAGCGACUUACAAUGCGUUAAGCAAUAGCCUUUGCAGUAUUCAAUAUUUGCAGUAUUCUUAUGAGCUGUAGUUUCAAAUUACUAGUAAGCCAAAAUUCUAUAUGCCUAAAUAUGACCUUUUUUAUUAUAAUGGGUGUAUAUAGUUAUUUUGGUAUUGAAACUGAGACAUCGGAUUCACGUUAAGCCUUAUGUGUCCUAAAGUAUGUUAACCUGUCUUCCCACAAAGAGAUGAAAGUUUAUUUAAAUAGCAAAACCAAAUGAACAAGUUUAAAAAAAACAUCUUUGGGCUGUGAGCUUCAUUUUAUUUCUCCAAUAUAACAUUAUGUGCUAAUGUUCAUUUUUUCCUCUCUCUUCUCCCACCCUUCACAACCCCUAGAUCUACUUUAAGGGUCCUCAUUUAUUUUUGAGAGAAGUGAAAGAAACCUCAUCAUACCAGUGUUAAUCUGUAAAAUAACAUUAAAUUUAUAACAGGAACACUAAUAUUAUAUGCAUAAGUUAUGUUUGCAGAGCUAUACAAGCACUGAAAGUAUUUUCUUAUAUAGCCUCUUUGCCUCUAGUCUGGAACAGCCUGCUUCCUGUUCAUUGCGGACAUUAGCACAACAAUCUAUGCUGAAUUAAGACUAUUUGGAAGAAGAUUGCCAUUGUUUUAUUUUGGAAAAUGCCAUAAAAUCUCCUGAUUGAACUUUUUUUUGUACAGUAUUACCUCCCAUCUAUUGCAUUUGGCCAUGGGGGGAAGGAAAAAGUAACUUGCUGCUGAAGACAGCAAGUUUUGUAUAGCUUUUCCUCCCCUUGGUAGCAGGGGUGAAAUCUACUUACCUUUCUUACGGUUUUGGAAGUGCAUGCGCCACGCGUCACAUGUGCAUCACUGCACACAUCACGUGCGCGUGCAGACCCUCUUCACAUGUGCAAAACCUCCUGCGUAUGCACAGAGAGUAAAAAACACAUUACUUCCUGGUUAAAACUAGGAAGUAAUGACACCCAGGUGGGUGGGCGGAGCCUCGUGCCGCCAUCGCUACCGGUUCUCUGGACUACCUGCCACAAUCGCUACCGGAUCACCCAAUCGGGUCCGAAUCAGGAGCAUUUCACCCCUGCUUGGUAGGGGUUCAAUCUGGGGAAUAUGAACCUUGUGGAAUAUCUCAUUUUUUUGAUCAGAUAGCAGUACACAAUAUUUAUUGUCACCCAGAUCUGAAAAGUGCCCAGGCUAAGUGCAGAUUGUUCACUUUGCCUCUUUCUAUUGGCUGUUUGUCUGCCCUACCAACGAAGCCAUCAUUGGUAUUCCAAUAGCUGCAAUAACUACUAUUGUUGUGAGGGCAGCAACACUGCAGAAUUUGAUGUGGAGCCAAAGUAGAAAACACAAUGGAGACACCGAUUUUCAGAAGACAUAUUUUCCCCCCUUUCCAGAAUAGGAUGGAGAGGGUAACAGUGGUUUUGAAUAUCCUCCCCAGUGGUGGUAUUCAGCCGGUUCUAUCCAGUUCAGGCAAACCGGUAAUGGUGGCUGCAGGAGGCCCUGCCCACCCGCCCGAACAUCAUCACGUCCCAUUUUUGACACCCCACGCGCUCACAUUUGUGAACCGGUAGCGAAGGUAAGUGAAUACCACCCCUGGUCCUCCCUGUGUACUCAGUUUGCCUAAUAGUGGAGUGGUAGAGUCCAAAUUCUUCAAAAAUAGUUUUGUCACCUUUUCCAGGCUGAGUGUCAGCAGCUGGUUUUCAGAGAUCCUCAGAACUCGUUCUUCCAGCUGUGACACAAUUCUGUAUACCUGUGUUGUGAAGAUCUCACUUUUGAUAGUGAAGAACCUGAAUCUUCUCUUGAACUAAGGCCAGGACCUCCCACACUCACACCUGAUUAUCAUCCCAUUAAUUGAAAAACCUGCUAAUUUCACCAUCAAAUGAGGGUGAGGUUUAAAUACUUUUGCCACACAGAAAUAUGUACCUUUGGAUCAUUUUCUUCAAUAAAUGAACAAGUCUGCUUUUGA
Molecule: messenger RNA, 4715 nt
Organism: Pantherophis guttatus
Lineage: Eukaryota; Metazoa; Chordata; Lepidosauria; Squamata; Colubridae
Gene: ACADM
Product: acyl-CoA dehydrogenase medium chain
Biological process (GO): medium-chain fatty acid catabolic process; fatty acid beta-oxidation
Cellular component (GO): mitochondrion; cytoplasm
Molecular function (GO): medium-chain fatty acyl-CoA dehydrogenase activity; flavin adenine dinucleotide binding
Source: RefSeq, a predicted model, not a curated record